AUGAUAAAAAAAAAUGAAGAGGAUGUGACAAUGAGUACAUUGGAAUUGAAACAAGUAUUAACGGGACACAGAGGAAGAGUUUGGAAUGUUUGCUGGCAUCCAAAGGGUAGUGUACUUGCAUCCUGCGGUGAAGAUAAGACGAUAAGAAUAUGGGGAAUGGAGGGACCGAAAUGGGCUAUGAAAAUGAUAUUGGCUGAAGGACACACUCGUACGAUACGAGAAAUAUCAUGGUCGCCGUGCGGUAAAUACAUUGGAUCAGCUAGUUUUGACGCUACGACUGCGAUAUGGGAUCAGAAAUCUGGGGAAUUUGAGUGUAAUGUCACCUUGGAGGGUCAUGAGAAUGAAGUAAAGAGUGUUAGCUGGUCUAAUAGUGGUGAAUUGAUAGCAACCUGCAGUAGAGAUAAAUCUGUAUGGAUUUGGGAGUGUAAUAACCAUGAAGAUUAUGAAUGUGCUUCUGUUAUCAAUGCUCACACUCAAGAUGUUAAAAAGGUUCGCUGGCAUCCCCAUGAAGACGUAGUAGCCUCAGCAAGUUACGACAACACGGUUAAAUUAUUUAAAGAAGAUCCAGCCGACAAUGAUUGGUUUUGUUUUGCAACUUUAUCGUCACACACAUCAACUGUUUGGAGCUUAUCAUUCGACUCAACCGGUACGCGUCUGGUAACCUGUAGUGAUGAUCAAACAGUAAAAAUUUGGCAGGAAUAUAAGCCGGAUAAUAAUGCUGGAAUACCAACACCUGACAACAAUCCCGUAUGGAAGUGUGUCUGUACUCUGUCCGGCUAUCAUACCAGGACUGUUUAUGAUGUUGACUGGUGCAAAAAGACUGGAUUAAUAGUAACAGCCUGCGGCGAUGAUACGAUAAGGAUAUUUCGCGAAGAAAGUGAUUCAGAUAUUAAUCAACCUACAUUCAAUUUAGUUUGCUCGCACGAAACUGCCCACACGCAAGACGUUAAUUCCGUACAAUGGAAUCCAGUGUUUGCUGGACAGCUCGCGUCUGCUGGUGAUGACGGAAAAAUGAUACAACGUCAACUGGUAAAUAGUUUAAUACUAACGCGUAGUAUGUCAGGAACAACCGGUUUACCAUUACAAAAAGUUAUCCAGGCAUUGAAUAACUUUGCUGAUAAAUCAUUAGCUGCGUCAUGGGACAACGUGGGCUUGCUUAUUGAGCCAUCAGAGCCUAAAAGUGUAUCACGUAUCCUACUUACUAAUGAUUUAACUGAGAGAGUCAUGCAGGAAGCUAUUGAUCAUAAAACUGAUCUGAUUGUUUCGUAUCAUCCGCCGAUAUUUGCACCACUAAAACGACUUACUACUGCUGCGUGGAAGGAACGCAUUGCUUUAAAAUGUAUUGAGAAUAAAAUCGCUCUCUACUCUCCUCAUACCAGCUUCGAUUCAAUCCGUGGUGGAGUCAAUGACUGGCUAGCUGGUGCAUUUGAUAUCAAAACAAGUAUACCUAUAGAGCCGAAUUCAGUUGACGCAAACAAUGGGAUGGGCAGAUUCUGCACUCUAACCAGUCCCAUAACCGAUCAAGAAGCAGUAAAUCUUGUUAAGCGUCGGAUUAAUCUUAAUUAUGUCCGUCUCGCACGUGUCCACAGUCCAGGAGCAUCUGUGCUGAAGAGCGUAAAAGCGGAUCUUUUUGUAACCGGUGAGAUGCUACAUCACGAUAUUUUGGACGCUGUCCACAACGACACAGUAGUGAUCCUGACCAACCAUUCAGACUCCGAGCGUGGUUUUUUGAAAGAGUUCGCUGAUAUUCUCCAUAAAUCACUGAGCGAUUCCGUUGAUAUAAAUGUAUCUAAAAUGGACACUGAUCCACUUAUGACUGUUUAA
Cotesia congregata is the source of this 1824-nucleotide messenger RNA. The record is from the annotation of a GenBank genome assembly. Lineage: Eukaryota; Metazoa; Arthropoda; Insecta; Hymenoptera; Braconidae.